This is a messenger RNA of Eufriesea mexicana, 7347 nucleotides long. Its product is annotated as putative glutamate synthase [NADPH]. Bases 602 to 6802 code for a protein of 2066 amino acids. The record is from RefSeq and is a predicted model, not a curated record. The transcript has 35 exons. Lineage: Eukaryota; Metazoa; Arthropoda; Insecta; Hymenoptera; Apidae. Gene Ontology annotation, molecular function: oxidoreductase activity, acting on the CH-NH2 group of donors, NAD or NADP as acceptor; FMN binding; iron-sulfur cluster binding.
AUUGGUUAAAUUAUGUGUGUUAAAAUAUAAAAAUUGAUUAAGAAACCAAAAAAGCAGUUAACAAAUAACACGGAAAAAGGACAAAAACGCAAGAAAUUGGAUCGAAUACGUCAACAUAACUUGCAGUUUCGCAAACUAACCAAUACGGAUUAGGCACAUGUGGGUUAUUAAUUAUUGAUACGGUUUAGCAGGAGUGGGGAUGGAGCAUGUGGCGGCAGACGGGACGAGAAAGGAGUAUAGCAGUACAUAUGUACAAUAUGCUGCAGUGAAACGAGUUUCGUGAUCCAACGAUAUGUAGGAAAUAGACAAGAAGGAAAUAACGAUUCUGUCAAUAGGGGAAAAACUCGACGUGAUGACAAAGACAACAAUGACAAUGACGUUGGCAGUUAUGAUAACAAUGAAACUACGAAUCAACGAAAUGCGAACAAAUUUGAGAGAGCAAAAUAUAGAGAGGGUAAAUGGAAGGUGGGAAGAGAAGAUGAAACAUGACUGUUAAAAAAAGAUAACUUCUUCCGGAUAAAAUACAGUUUUAUUAUUUGGUGUUUUUCUUUGGAACUUUUCUUACGAUUUUAAAAUUGGUGAAUAUUUUCAAAUAGAAAAUAUGAACGGAGCCGAACUCUGGUCUCUUCCACCAAAACAGGCUCUGUAUGAUCCAACGCUUGAAAAGGACGCUUGUGGUGUUGGAUUCAUUGUCGCCAUAGAUGGAACAAAAUCACACAAGAUCGUUCGUGAUGCAGAAAUUCUCUCGGCACGUAUGAACCAUCGCGGUGCUUGUGCCUGCGAUAACGACACCGGAGACGGGGCCGGUGUUCUUUGUGCAAUCCCGCAUGAGUAUUACGCCGGUGAAUUGCGCCAGCAACAAAGUAUCGACUUACCUCAGUUCGGCCGUUAUGCUACCGGUAUUUUGUUUCUUAAUCAAAAUUCACACCAACAAGCUGAGGCUGCCUUUGAAAAAUUAGCUGAGAAAUGCAAUUUAAGAGUAAUUUGUUGGCGAGAUGUACCAACAGACAAUACACGAAUUGGCCAAGUGGCGCGAAAGUGCGAACCUUAUAUGCGUCAAGUAUUUGUUACUGGUGAUCAAGAUGAUAUUAAUUUUGAACGACAAGUGUUUGUUUUGAGAAAAAGAUCUUCUCAUUCUAUACCACGACCAGGCAUCAGAUAUUACAUAUGCUCACUUUCUACACGAACAGUCGUUUAUAAAGGACAAUUAACAGCAGAUCAAUUGUGGCAUUACUUUCUAGAUUUAAAGUCUCCAAAAUUUGAAACUUAUCUGGCGUUAGUUCAUACAAGAUUCUCCACAAAUACAUUUCCUAGCUGGGAAAGAGCACACCCUCUUCGGUUAUUAGCACACAAUGGUGAAAUUAAUACUUUAAGAGGAAAUGUAAACUUAAUGAAGGCUCGUGAAGGUGUAAUGAGCAGCAAGCUUUAUGGCGAGCAAUUAAAACAGCUUUAUCCGGUGGUAGAACCGAAUCUUUCGGAUUCGGGAGCCGUUGAUUGUGUCUUGGAGUUUUUAGUAAUGGUAGGACAACGAUCUUUGCCAGAGGCAGUAAUGACAAUGGUGCCAGAAGCAUGGCAGAACGAUUUAACAAUGGCAACAGAGAAGCGCGACUUUUAUCAUUGGGCUGCUUGUGCAAUGGAACCAUGGGAUGGUCCCGCUCUGCUAACUUUCACAGAUGGCCGUUACAUUGGUGCUAUUUUAGACAGAAACGGCCUGCGUCCAUCGCGCUUCUACGUUACUAAGGAUAAUAUGAUGGUGAUGGCAUCUGAAGUAGGCGUCUAUGAUACUUCGUCUAGUAAUAUAGUUCUAAAGAGUCGUUUGAAACCAGGUAGGAUGUUGCUGGUUGACACAUAUGAAAAGAAGAUUAUAGAGGAUGUUGAGCUGAAGUUGCAAAUUUCAAGAAGUAGACCACAUUCUAAGUGGCUGAAGGAUCAGAUGAUUACGAUGGACGAGUUACGUGCUGCAGAUGUUGAUCCUAAAAAGAUAUCUGGUACUGUUGAAAAUGGUUCAGUUAUAGAUGAAAAAGCAACUAAAAUAAAUGUGGUGAAUGAGGCAAAUCCAAUAUCUGCUGUGAAUCGAGUUUGGGGAGGUGAUAAAAGAUUGUCCCUCUAUGGAUACACUCUUGAAACCAUUAAUUUACUUCUCUUACCGAUGAUGCAGUCUAAGAAGGAAGCAUUGGGUUCCAUGGGAAAUGAUGCACCACUGGCUUGUCUUUCUCAAUUUCAACCACUUAUCUACGACUAUUUUAAGCAACUGUUUGCUCAGGUGACAAAUCCUCCUAUUGAUCCGUUUAGAGAAAAGAUAGUAAUGUCAAUGCUUUGUCCCAUUGGUCCAGAAAGUAAUAUCCUCGAGCCAAACGAAUUGCAAGUGCACAGAUUAUUUUUACCACAACCGAUACUCUCCUUAGAUGAUCUUGAAAUAAUCAAACGAACAAAAUAUCGCGAUUGGAAGACUAAAAUAAUCGAUGCAACAUACCCUGUAGAAGAUGGUCCAUCUGGAUUAGUAGAUACGCUUAAUCGUGUCAGUGAAGAAGCUAAUCAAGCUGCAAAACAAGGUUAUCAAUUUCUCGUUUUAUCCGAUCGAGAAGGUGGUCCGAAAAGGGUACCUGUGAGCAGCUUAUUAAUACUUGGCGCAGUCCAUCAUUAUCUAAUCGAAGAGCGGCAGCGUAUGAAAGUUGGUCUCAUUUUAGAAACUGCUGAAGCUAGAGAAGUGCAUCAUAUUUGCCUACUUCUUGGCUAUGGAGCAGACGCCAUUUGUCCAUACCUUGUGUUUGAAAUGGCAAGAAAUCUUCGUACAGAUGGUGUAUUAGAUUCGUCAUUAACUGAUAAUGCUUUAUGCGCGAAUUACGCAGAAGCAAUGGAGAGAGGAAUAGCAAAAGUAAUGGCAAAAAUGGGAAUUUCCACAUUACAAUCAUAUAAAGGAGCUCAAAUUUUUGAAGCAGUUGGUUUAUCUGAAGAAGUUAUUGAUAAAUGUUUUAAGGGCACUCAUUCCCGUAUCGGUGGAGUUACUUUUGAUAUUUUAGCAAAGGAAGCAUUUGAAAGACACCAAAUUACUUAUUGGAUGAAACCUAUGGAUAUGCUCGUUAUUCGUAACCCAGGCAUAUAUCAUUGGCGAUCUGGUGGAGAAAAACACAUAAACGAACCUGAUAGUAUUGCUAAUUUGCAGGAUUAUGUAAAUUCAAAGGAUUGGAAGACUUAUGAGAAAUAUCGAAAAAUUACUAUGGAAAUGAUAAAGGCUUGCACUUUGCGUGGUCAACUAGAGUUAAUACAGAAAGCAGAAAAUUCUAUACCCAUUGAAGAAGUUGAACCAGCAUCUGAAAUCGUAAAACGAUUUGCAACUGGAGCUAUGAGUUUUGGAAGCAUUUCUAUAGAAGCACAUACAACUUUAGCGAUUGCAAUGAAUCAUAUUGGUGGUAAAUCAAAUACUGGUGAAGGUGGUGAGAAUGCUGAAAGAUAUCUCAAACAGGAUCCAAAAUUUAACAAACGGUCAGCCAUUAAACAAGUUGCCAGUGGACGCUUUGGUGUAACUUCGAGUUAUUUAGCAAAUGCUGAUGAUCUUCAAAUCAAAAUGUCACAAGGAGCAAAACCAGGAGAAGGAGGCGAACUGCCUGGUUAUAAAGUUACAGCUGAAAUUGCUGCAACGAGACAUUCGGUACCUGGUGUAGGUUUAAUUUCACCGCCACCGCAUCAUGAUAUUUACUCGAUCGAAGAUCUUGCGGAAUUGAUUUACGAUUUGAAAUGCGCAAAUCCAAAUGCUCGUAUUUCUGUUAAGUUAGUAUCAGAAGUAGGUGUAGGUGUAGUCGCAGCAGGAGUAGCAAAGGGUAAAGCAGAGCAUAUCGUAAUAUCUGGUCACGAUGGCGGAACUGGAGCUAGUACUUGGACAGGAAUAAAAUCCGCAGGGUUACCAUGGGAAUUAGGCGUUGCAGAAACCCAUCAAAUAUUAACUUUAAAUAAUCUUCGAUCACGUGUCAUUGUUCAAGCAGAUGGUCAAAUGCGUACAGGUUUUGAUGUAGUAGUUGCAGCUCUUCUAGGUGCCGACGAAUUUGGUUUUAGCACAGCACCUUUAAUUACCAUGGGUUGUACUAUGAUGAGAAAAUGUCAUUUAAAUACUUGUCCCGUGGGUAUUGCAACACAAGAUCCAAUACUUCGAAAAAAGUUCGAGGGGAAACCUGAACAUGUGAUUAAUUUUUUUGUCGCAUUAGCAGAAGAGGUACGUUCUUACAUGGCUGAUCUUGGUUUACGUAAAUUUCAAGAUCUAAUUGGUCGCACGGAUCUAUUGAAAGUUCGUAAUGAUAUUUUAAUAGAAAAAGCUAAAACAUUAAAACUCGAUAAUAUUUUGCGUAAUGCACUUGAACUUCGACCAGGAGUAAAUAUUCAGGGAGGUUCAAUAAAACAAGAUUUUCAAUUAGAGAACAGAUUAGAUAAUCGUGUGAUUGAAUUGGCGACAAAUGUGUUAAAUGGAAAACAAAAUCAUGUUGAUAUUGAGUUAAGUAUUAAUAAUGAAUGUAGAGCAUUUGCAGCUACAUUGAGCUACCAUAUUUCAAAAUUAUAUGGUGAAAAUGGCUUACCAGAAGGUAGUAUCAACAUAAAAAUGAAAGGUUCUGCAGGUCAGAGUUUCUGUGCUUUCAUGACAAAAGGUAUCCAUGUUACUCUUGAAGGAGAUGCCAACGAUUAUGUUGGCAAGGGCUUAUGUGGAGGUGAAAUUGUUAUAUAUCCACCAAAAGAUUGUACCUUCAAUUCUGAAAUGAAUGUAAUUGUUGGCAAUGUUUGUCUUUAUGGUGCAACUUCUGGCAAAGCAUAUUUCCGUGGAAUCGCUGCUGAAAGAUUUAGCGUUCGCAACAGUGGAGCAAUAGUAGUGGUUGAAGGCGUUGGUGAUCAUGGAUGCGAAUAUAUGACUGGUGGUUGUGCGGUUAUUCUGGGACUUACUGGACGUAAUUUCGCUGCUGGAAUGUCUGGUGGCAUAGCCUAUGUUUUAGAUGUAGACGGGUCGUUCAAAAGUAAGUGUAACUCUGAAAUGGUGGAAUUGCUUCCUUUAAAUAAACAAGAGGAUAUUGCAUAUGUGAAAGAACUUUUAGAAGAAUUUGUUGAAAAAACUGGUUCUUUAAUAGCUCAAGAUCUUUUAACAUUAUGGCCUGAACCAACGACGCGAUUCGUUAAAGUAUUUCCAUAUGAAUAUCAACGAGCAUUAAAGCAAGUCGAAAUAAGCAAAGAGACACAAUCAAUACCGAAUGGUAGCUCUCAGACAUUAGAUGUUCAGAUCAAAGAUAUUGAAGAUGCUGUUGCAGAUACUGAUAUGAAACAGUAUAGAUUGGACAAAAUAAGAGGAUUUAUGAAAUACAAAAGGCAAACAGGAGUUUAUCGGCCAGUUGAAAGUCGUAUUACCGAUUGGAAUGAAAUUUAUAAUUUUCAUGAUGUUCGUAAAGGAUUGCGUAUUCAGGCAGCAAGAUGUAUGGAAUGUGGUGUACCAUUUUGUCAAAGCAGUCAUGGCUGCCCCCUAGGAAAUAUUAUUCCUAAAUGGAAUGAUCUCGUUUUUCAAUCAAAUUGGAAAGAAGCUUUAAAUCAGUUGUUACAAACUAAUAAUUUUCCAGAAUUUACCGGAAGAGUUUGUCCUGCUCCAUGUGAAGGUGCUUGCGUUUUGGGUAUAUCAGAACCAGCAGUUACAAUAAAAAACAUAGAGUGUGCAAUAAUUGAUCAUGCAUUCGAAAAGGGUUGGAUAGUGCCACAUCCACCAUUAACAAGAACUGGUCGCCGAGUAGCCGUCGUUGGCUCUGGACCAGCUGGUUUGGCAGCAGCUCAUCAGCUAAACAAAGCAGGACAUUUAGUGACUGUUUAUGAAAGGAAUGACAGAAUUGGAGGUCUAUUGCAAUAUGGUAUUCCGACUAUGAAAUUAUCGAAACAAAUUGUUCAAAGAAGAGUUUCUCUUCUUGCAGCGGAGGGUAUUACAUUUAAAACUGGAGUUAAUGUUGGAAAACACAUUUCUGCUAAGGAAUUAAGCGAACAAUAUGACGCAAUGUUGUUAUGUACUGGUGCGACUUGGCCAAGAGACUUAGAAAUACCAGGUCGACAUCUCGAAGGAAUUCAUUUUGCAGUAAGCUUUUUGGAACAUUGGCAAAAGAAACAAAUGGGAGACGACGCUCCACUAGAUAUACGUUUAAUAGCUAAAGAUAAGGAUGUCAUUAUAAUAGGUGGCGGUGAUACUGGUUGCGAUUGCAUAGCUACAUCUUUGCGACAGGGUGCUAAUACGAUUACUACUUUUGAAAUUUUACCUGAACCACCAAGCAAAAGAGCACAUGAAAAUCCCUGGCCACAGUUUCCACGUGUAUUUAAAGUGGAUUAUGGUCAUGAAGAAGUUUCUUUAAAGUUUGGUCGAGACCCUCGACAAUUUAGUACAUUAAGUAAAGAGUUUCUAGAUGAUGGAAAUGGACAUGUGAAUGGCAUCAAAACAAUAUCAGUAUCGUGGACAAUGAAAAAUGGUCGUUGGAAUAUGGAAGAAAUUACUGGAACAGAAAAGGUAUAUAAAUGUGACCUAGUUCUACUCGCAAUGGGUUUCUUGGGUCCUGAAAAAUAUAUUGCAACAGAGUUAAAUACAACAAUGGAUGAAAGAGGUAAUUUCAAAACAUCAAUUGGUAAAUACGAGACAAGUUUAACUGGAAUAUAUGCAGCAGGAGAUUGCCGGCGUGGACAAUCUCUAGUAGUUUGGGCUAUUACAGAAGGUCGACAAGCAGCAAGAGAAAUAGAUCUGGCUUUAAUGGGAGAAACUGGUCUUCCUGUAUCUGGUGGCGUUAUAACUGGCAUUAUGGGUUAAGACGCAAAUAUUUUUUCCUAUCAAUCAAUCAGAAUUGUAUUAUUUCUUUUUACCCUUUCACUUUUGCUGUGCCCCCACCCCCAACUUUUUUACCUUUUUUGGUUGUUAAACCGUAUAAUGUAGUAGUAUGAAAAUAGUACCAUUUAAUGAGCAAGGAAGAAACGUGAUUAAUACGAGAACAAGAAAAUCAGUAUUAUCUUGUCGCAAGUUUUUGCAAUAUCGAAAAGUCUUACCAUCAUGUAUGCUUAUUUACAAAGAAGCGCUGCUUGCGUAUGAAAAUUUGAUAGGAAAAUAACAAUUGAAGCAUGAUGGGAUUUAUAUUCUUGUUUCUAGUUGUCGUUUAAUUUAAUAUUUGUUAAUUUUUUGUAGAAAAAACUAUAACUAAGUAAUAGUACUGUAAGCUGAGAUGAGAAAGAAAUAAUUCUAGAUGUAUUACUGAAUCUACCUCGUAUCCUCCUUUACGUUCCUUGCUUAUUUCACGAGGUAAUAUAAGUUAUUCUAUGUAAUUAAAAUGAUCUUUCAAAAUUAAUAAUACGACCAAUACA